Messenger RNA from Linum trigynum, 678 nucleotides. Lineage: Eukaryota; Viridiplantae; Streptophyta; Magnoliopsida; Malpighiales; Linaceae. The record is from the annotation of a GenBank genome assembly.
AUGGGUAAUCCUUCAACACCGGAACGAGUAGAGACCCCCCUUGGCAUGGGUGCCACCACUCUUAAUGAUGACCUCCAAUUCCUACGAGACUUGGAGAGCCAAUAUCAGGUGGCUGCCACCAACCCUUUUGCCAACCCACCUUCUUCAUCCAUUCAUGAAGCCCUGGGUUCCAUUGACAACUUCCUAUCUUACACAUUGGACGAAGUCAUAGGGGCUUUUGACUUUUCCUGGCCUGAACAAGCUCUUGCUCUUUUGUCCAAGCUCGAGCUCCACAUCCCACUACCAGGUUUGAGCAUGGACCACAUGAUAUCUAUGCAUACUGCUUCAGACACCAUCAAAUCAUGUCUAGGGGCUAUCGAGCAGGCUACAAAUUUGAAGGAUACCAUGCUCCACAAAGAAAAUGCUAGAGCCACCACUUCCACCUCCUUGCAAGGGAAAGUAUCACAAGGCAAGUCAAUGUCAAGUCAGGUUACCACCCUUGAAGUAAGGAAAAAUGCUCGCUCUUCUAGGAUAGCCGAGUUGGAGGCCGAACUCAGUAAGCUUCGUGCAGAGGAGGAACAAGAGCAAACCCAGUCACAGUCUCUAAUUCAAAACUUCAACGAGGAGCGUGAAAACAAGGCCAAGCUUGUUAAACUGAGGGCCACCUUUGAUGAGAUCAAGAAGAUUCUCCAUCCUUGA